Messenger RNA from Nomia melanderi (Alkali bee), 3980 nucleotides. Its product is annotated as pancreatic triacylglycerol lipase. Gene Ontology annotation, molecular function: serine hydrolase activity; triacylglycerol lipase activity. Gene Ontology annotation, biological process: lipid catabolic process. Lineage: Eukaryota; Metazoa; Arthropoda; Insecta; Hymenoptera; Halictidae. The record is from RefSeq and is a predicted model, not a curated record.
UUGAUUCUUGUUAAAUUAGUUUAGAAAUCUUCAUCACGAGUCUCACUGGUCAUUGUACGGCAAGGGGUUAAUAUUUCUGUCCUAUUCUAUAAGUGCAAAGGGUUAAUGAAGAGGUCUAAAAAUCUGUCAGUCCCAUCGUACGUGUAAAACCCACCCCGCCACAUUCCGGCCGAGUGAAAACACCUCUUACGAAAUCGGCCCCCGUAAGGGUCAAAGAAAAGCCGACCUGGCCAGAACCGUUCGUAUUGUGCCAGGCCAGUUAGUCCGAUCGCAGUGGGGGUAAGCCAGGUAGGGAGGAUAAGAUUUCGGUCCCAGGUAGAAUGUUCAUCGCGUACCGUGUUCAGUCGAGCCUCGGCCUCUCACCGUGUCGCAUCUUGUUCAACCGACGUCCCUAUCCUCUCGCGGUCGCGCGCUUUUCUCGAAGAGUUUUCCGAGCCGGUCAACUGUCGAGGAGAUUCUGUGAUCCGGACGUGUGAUGUGAUACGCUGCUCGGUUCGAUUGUGAGAGAGGACUUUCUUUUCACGGGAUCGUUCUUUCUUUUUAUUCUCGAAACGGGAUCGCAAUUUCGACUGGCACGCGAGAAUGAGUGACCGAACGAGGGCGACGUGAGGCCGUGACAUGAAAGAGAGAUUUCGAAAAUCAAUUGCCGUUGAAACGAAAAAAUCCGGGGAAAUUUCCUUGGUUAUGCAAUGCGUCUAGCACUGCCAGUGUCAGGGACAGUCUUCAGAGUGAUUGCUGCAGACGGUGAUUGUGGCAGUCAGUUUUAGCACUCGAUAUUAGAGGAAUAAAAUUAAUUGGAAAGGAUGAGGUGGAAGAAGCAAGGGGUCACGGAGGGCGAAGGAGCGUCGAUCCUGCUACUCGUCGCAUUGGCUCCUGUUAUCUGCUCCGCUGGAAUCCUGGACCCUUGGCAGUGGGCGCGUAGCGAUCGAAUCGAGGUCAACAUUCCAUGGUUGCCAUUCGAAAACGAGACACGUUGCUACGACGAGCUGGGCUGCUUAAACAUAACCAGGAGCUGGUACCACCUCAUCCACAGGCCGUUGAAUGUGUUCCCUCUGCCACGAGAGGUGAUCAAUACAAGGUUCAUCUUGUAUACGAAAGAAAAUCCCACGGAAGGUCAGGUACUGAUAGUCGCUAAAGAUAAGUCCAUCAAACGGUCCUACUUCAAUCCAAAACGACAGACAAAGUUCAUCAUCCAUGGUUUCAUCGACACGCCCCUCAGUAAUUGGGUCAAGGAAAUGAGGAACGAGUUGCUCAAGCACGACGAUUACAAUGUCAUCAUUGUCGACUGGGCAGGUGGUAGUCUGCCGCUCUACACUCAGGCGACUGCCAACACGAGACUCGUUGGCCUCGAAAUCGCUCAUCUCGUUAAGCACUUGCAGACAAAUUACAGACUUGACCCGAACGACGUGCAUCUGAUUGGGCACAGUUUGGGCGCCCACACGGCUGGUUACGCAGGGGAAAAGUUAGGUGGGAAUAUAGGCCGCAUCACAGGCCUGGAUCCUGCCGAGCCUUAUUUCCAAGGCAUGCCUAGUCACCUGAGACUGGAUUACACUGACGCGAAGCUAGUCGACGUCAUUCACACUGAUGGUAAAAGCAUCUUUUUCUUAGGACUUCCAGGAUAUGGAAUGAGUCAGCCAUGCGGUCACCUGGACUUCUACCCGAAUAAUGGCAAGGAGCAACCAGGGUGUACGGAUCUCAGCGAAACAACGCCUUCUCUGCCACUGACGCUGAUAAGGGAGGGUCUGGAGGAGGCGUCGAGGGUGCUGGUGGCCUGCAACCAUGUGCGUGCCAUAAAACUGUUCAUUGAAAGCAUCAACUCCAAGUGCCAAUACGUGGCGCACGAGUGCUCCAGUUACGCCAGCUUCCUGAGGGGUGAAUGCUUCUCCUGCAAAAGCAACAACAGCCUCAGCUGCGGCGUCAUGGGGUACCAUGCGGACACCAGUCCUGCGUUAGUCAGGAGACAAGCUAUGGGUCAAGAUGUCCUGUCGCUGCUGGGAUCUAAGUUCUUCUUCACCACUGGCAAAGACGAUCCGUACUGUAGGAGACAUUAUCGUCUCACUAUCAAUCUUGCGCGACCACCGACUGCUGAGAGCUGGGUCCAAGGUUUUAUGAAAGUCACGCUUCACGCUGAGAAUGGUAUCAUACGUGACGUCGAUCUAACUCCUAGCGGUUACAUGAAAUUGGAACACGGAUCGACGGUGCGAAUGGUGGUCGCGCAUCCGGCGGGGGCGACCGGUGAAAUUGGAAAAAUCAGGCGAGUCGAACUUUCAUGGACAUACGACAUGGACGUGCUGCAGCCGCGCUCGCUCUGCUUUUUCUGGUGCAACGAUCGUCUUUACGUGAACAGCGUCACCGUCGACGUCAUGGAACUGCCGGGAAGAGGAAAAAGGGAAGCAGACUUCACCAGCAAGCUGUGCUCAGCCAGCAGGCAGGAGUACGCGGAGAUCGCCAGCGGGUCCACAGCGUCGUUCAUCGACAACUGUUAACAACCUGUUAUUCCUGAAAAGUGUUCCACUUUGUUAUUACGCGAUUAGCUCGAGACACUGUGUACUGUUCCUGUGAAAAAUCGUUUGCUAAGAUCGACUACUGCUACCAGCUGGGUAAGGUAAACCGGCAAGACCGGAAAUCGGUCGGAUUCUAUAGGGCCCCAUACAUAUUGAAACUUGCAGCAUGCAGGCAUCGCAACAAGCGAUGGGAUUGAGCCUUUUUCACCUUUUGUUUGAGUGCUACAUGAUGUAUCAUGAAACUUUGGGAGUCUCAUCACUUGUAGCGAUGGGUCUGAACCUUUUCUCCCUUUAUUUGUGUGCAACAUGUAUCAUGAAAGUUUGAGAGACCCAAACCCAUUGCUACAAAUGAUUGGUUUAAGCCUUUUUCUCUCUAUGUCUGAAUGCAACAUGUAUCAUGGAACUCUGAGAGUCUCAUCACUUGUAGCGAUGGAUUUGAGCCUCUUCACUUUCUGUUUGAGUGCAACAUGUAUCAUGAAACUUUGGGAGACACAAACCCAUCGCUAAAAUAGGUUUGACACUAGAAUUACCAAGCAGUGAAAUUGUCUUUUUGAAAUUUGUCUAUAGAAACUAAAUGGUGCAACUAUUGAGACUUCAAUUGAUUUGCACUGUAGUUUCUGCAUUACUAAACCAAUUUCUCUAGUAAUUUCUCAGAGAAGCAUUCGUUACCUUCUCAAUAACUGGAAAAAAAGAAACCAUGAAUGGGUCAUUUUGUCCCUUCCGGUAGUUCUAGUGUCAAGCCUUUUUCACUUUUUGUCUGACUGCAACAUGUAUUAUGAAACUUUGGAAGACAAACCCAUCACUUGUCGCGAUGCCUGCAUUGCUGCAAGUUUCAACGUGUUCGGGAGUCUUAAGCUCUACUUAAGUUGAACUUGUGCAGCGGUCGCGCGAACGGUACUAUCGUUUAGAGACACACGGUGACUUGUGCUUAAGAGGACACGCUCCGAAGAUUGAUUUAGAGUACAGGGAAGCUCUUAUAACGAUCUCUGAACAAACUUGUAAAUGGCAAUACUUAUCUUUCGAUCGUGAAACACUGGAAAAUCGUCGGGAAAACGUUUUUAUAUGAAAAUCAUUAUGCUAUUCCUACGAAAAAGAAAAGAUUUCUUUGAGCCGAAACGUGUUCGUUCCGAUAGGAGCAGGUUCGAAGAUGAUGAACACACGUCGAAGAAGGUCUAAUGAAAUUGGCGCACAUCAGAAGCAGUAUUUUAGUGUAAUCGAUUACUUUGUACAUCUUGUAUAUAAAAUUUCGAUAGGUGUAACUAGAUAAUGCUUAGCGUAGUGUAAAAGCAGGUACGUUGCGAGUGAUUUACUCUAUUAACAUCGGAUACCGACAACAAUUGCUAUACCAAUUUUUAUACGAUAUUUACAUUAAAAAGGAGAAGGAAAGAAAACAGUGUCCAUUACGGCAUAACGGCGACCAUCGUUUUGUGAUAUUUUGUUUGUAUAAUUUAAAUAUUAUAUUUAAUACAAUGAUUA